Pogoniulus pusillus (Red-fronted tinkerbird) is the source of this 2216-nucleotide messenger RNA. RefSeq names its product leucine rich repeat LGI family member 2 (gene LGI2). The record is from RefSeq and is a predicted model, not a curated record. Gene Ontology annotation, molecular function: protein binding. The transcript has 8 exons. Bases 31 to 1662 code for a protein of 543 amino acids. Lineage: Eukaryota; Metazoa; Chordata; Aves; Piciformes; Lybiidae. Gene Ontology annotation, biological process: inhibitory synapse assembly.
GCGGGAGCGGCGGCGGGGAACGGUGUCGGUAUGGCGGUGCCGCUGCGGCUGGGGGCUCUCCGCACCGCUAGCGCCGUGCUGCUGCUGCUGCUGCUCCCGCCGCCCGCCGCCCCGCGGAGGCCGCCGCGCUGCGGGCCGCCCUGUAGCUGCUGGCGGGAGUCGGCGCUGUGCGUGGGGGCAGCAGGGGCCCCGCGCAGCCUGCCCGCCGGCCUGGGCUCCUUGAGCCUGGUGAACGGGACGUUCUCCGAAGUGAAGGACAGGAUGUUCUCCCACCUACCCUCCCUGCAGCUGCUCUUGUUGAACUCCAACUCCUUCACUGUGAUACGAGAUGAUGCCUUUGCUGGUCUGUUUCAUCUAGAAUACCUAUUCAUCGAAGGAAAUAAAAUUGAGACCAUUUCAAGAAAUGCAUUCCGUGGCCUCCGGGACCUCACUCACCUUUCUUUGGCCAAUAACCAUCUCAAAGCUCUGCCAAGGGAUGUCUUCAGUGACUUAGAUUCUUUAAUUGAACUAGAUUUAAGGGGAAAUAAGUUUGAGUGUGACUGCAAAGCCAAGUGGUUGUUUUUGUGGUUAAAGAUGACAAAUUCCACUGUUUCUGAUGUCCUGUGUAUUGGUCCAGCAGAAUAUCAGGAUAAGAAGUUAAAUGAUGUGACAAGUUUUGAUUAUGAAUGCACCACUACAGAUUUUGUUGUUCACCAGAUCUUGCCCUAUCAGUCGGUUUCAGUGGAUACCUUCAACUCAAAGAAUGAUGUGUUCGUAGCCAUUGCACAGCCCAGCAUGGAGAACUGCAUGGUGCUGGAGUGGGAUCACAUUGAAAUGAAUUUCAGGAGUUAUGACAAUAUCACAGGUCAGUCCAUAGUGGGAUGUAAAGCCAUCCUUGUUGGUGAGCAAGUCUUUGUGGUGGUGGCACAGCUCUUUGGUGGCUCACACAUUUACAAGUAUGAUGAAAGCUGGACAAAGUUUGUCAAAUUCCAGGAUAUCGAAGUAUCUCGCAUCUCCAAGCCAAACGAUAUAGAGCUCUUUGAGAUAGACAGUGAGAUGUUCUUUGUCAUAGCAGAUAGCUCAAAAGCAGGCUUGUCAACAGUGUACAAGUGGAACAACAAAGGAUUUUACUCCUACCAGUCCCUUCAUGAGUGGUUCAGGGACACAGAUGCUGAGUUUCUCGAUAUAGAUGGGAAAUCUCAUCUCAUCCUCUCUAGCCGUUCCCAAGUUCCCAUCAUACUCCAGUGGAACAAAGCUUCCAAAAAGUUUGUCCCCCACAGCGAAAUCCCCAACAUGGAAGAUGUCCUGGCUGUGAAGAGUUUCAGGAUGCAAGAUAACCUGUACCUGACCCUCACGAGAUUCAUCGGAGACUCCAGAGUUAUGAAGUGGAACAGCAAACAAUUUGUGGAGAUCCAGGCUCUUCCAUCCCGAGGAGCCAUGACACUGCAGCCUUUCUCCUUCAAGAACAACUACUACCUAGCCCUGGGGAGUGACUACACAUUCUCCCAGAUUUACCAGUGGGAUGAUGAGAAGAAGAUCUUCAGACUAUUUAAAGAAAUCUAUGUCCAAGCCCCACGAUCAUUCACAGCUGUGUCGACCGACCGAAGAGAUUUUUUCUUCGCCUCUAGUUUUAAAGGAAACACUCAAAUAUUUGAACAUAUCAUCAUUGACUUGAGCCUAUGAGCAGCUGCCGGAGGGAAAUUCACCUAGAGUGACAUUUAUACAGGAGCAAAACAACAAAGAGACCUUUCCAAAGACAGGGUUGCACCUAUGGAGUAUGCUGACAUUUUCUGAACUUCUCCAACUUGCAUAUUAAUCAGGGAUUGCAUUUAUUUGGUUGCUGCAUGACAUGUCUCUUUUAUCCUUUGUUCAAGGACGCUGUGCAGGCUGCAGUCGUUCAGAGGAGAGUGCAGUUCAAUGGGAUUAAUGUUGACACCUGAGAGAAUGACCUCAAUUUUACCCAAAAAAAACCACCUUGAGUUGAGCAUCUCAUAAAGAAAGUGAAGAGUAAGCUAUACAAAGAGAAACACUCUCAAGUCGUUAAUGUGUUAGCAGUGACUUUAAGACUAAAGCCAGUUCUCCAUGGCAGCUGAUGAAUUGCAAAAGCAAACAGUGAUGUUCCAGAAGAGACAUUAUUUUGGUUUCUUGAGGUCUGUCUUCAGGAGCUUUGUGGUUUGUAGUCUGAGGCAUCGUUUUAACUCAUUGUAGAUUAAAGGGAAAGUAAAAAUCUAUUGACA